Molecule: messenger RNA, 5231 nt
Organism: Neolamprologus brichardi
Lineage: Eukaryota; Metazoa; Chordata; Actinopteri; Cichliformes; Cichlidae
Source: RefSeq, a predicted model, not a curated record
UGUCCCAAUUAGGCUCCAUUACCGCACCAGUAAAACCAGUACAGGGCAGGUUUGAAGGGCAGGUGCUGUGUGUAGCAACACAUUAGCUUCGUGCUAAGACUCCAGCUUAUAGAUGCGGUCAUGUGUGCAGCGCAUUUCAUUUAUUACACACUUUAUUACAGAUUUUUGGCCUUGAGCUCAGGCUCAGCCCGGGCAGGUGCUCUCAAGUUCUUAUUAUCCAAAAGGAGCUGAGAGAACAACAGCUGCAGUUCUUCUGACGUCCAGCAGGGGCUCCACAGAGUCAGUCCCCAUAGACUCCCAUGUUAUAAAUUGACGUUUAUUUCCUCUCUUCAUAACAGCUGGGAUAUCUGUGUGACGUCAUCCUGCUGUUGAUGUGAUAUAUGGAUGGAGUCAGUGCCUCAAUCAUAGAUUUUAUAUAAAAGAUGGAAUAGCUGCUGGAGCUUGAGGUUUUUCACUGUCGCAGUUUUUGGCUCAUGGGCUAAUGACUUGUGAAUGGCAAGUCUGAUUCUAAUAACAGGCAAAUUUUACAAAAAGAUCUUUGAGUUUUGUUUAGUUACACUUGAAACUAUAGUCUGAAAUCAGAAAAGUAUCACAGAAGUCACAGUUUUGGCUUUUUAUACUGUUAAUAAUGUUCAGGUUUUAUAUCUCUAAAAUUGGACUUUUUUAUUUAUUCAUUUUUCAGGUAGCAACUUUUAGCCAUGCAGGUAAUUUACUCUUAGCCCUGAACUCACUUAUUUAAACUCUGUUGAAGUUUAAUGUCAGACUAAAGUUUAUUACAGUGAACUAAGACUAAGAAGACAUUAGUUAAACAUUAAAACUACUUCCUCUCCUUUUACUUUUUUUAAUGAACAUGCCCGAACAGCCCCUGAGUUGUCAUGUUGUCAGAGUCAUGAAACCGGCUCUGUGAGGUUAUUACAUCACUAUUCUGCUUUUACAUCAAUGAUGCAUUUUGUUAAGCUCUGUGCUAGUUUUAGUUGAUGAGGCUUAUUACAGCCUUAUUGUACACUGUAAACAUAGUGAGUUAUUUUCCUGAUUUAGUGGUAAGAUAACUCGACAGGUUGUGAAAUUGUUGUUGAUUUCUUUAGGCUUUUAUGUGGACAUGAUAGUAUGUGAGGAGGCUGUAUAUGACAUGGAAGAAUACACCCCAUGACAUUCUUAUGUUUUUAAUUAACUUUGUUGCAGAUUUUACAAAAUUAAAGACUAAAUAAAAAACAAAUAAAAUAAAGAUUAAACUCACCUCUAACUCUGGUUUGUUAGAAUUUCUCUUUCUAAAAACAAAAACCUAAUAAAAUGAUCACCAUGACAGUCCUCCCAGAUGUUACAGGAAAGGUUCAUCCAAGCACCCAUUAAAACGAGGACUAGCAAGAUUAUAUACCACGUUCUGAUGUGGAUUUCUAAAAAGAUGAAGUCAUAUUUGGAGUUAGUGAAGUCGAGUUAGUUGACAUAUAAUGAUGUGCUGCCUGGUGGCUACUUAUAGACUCAUGGUUAAGCUAGUAUAACACAUUAGCACAGGGAAGAUGGAGAAUGAGGGUUAAACUGCUGUGAGUAAAAGUUCAUGUUGAGGGUUCCUGUUGGGUAGAGGACGAUGCUGACAUAAAAACAGGGUCAUCAUGUCGUUGUGAAUAAGGAGCACUAAUCUGUCUGAUAGUGGCUCAGAUAACAGCAGCUGUAAAGCUGAUAGGAAAGCAGCCGUAGCAGAAAAACAGGCUAAAGUCCUGCUCUGUGGACUGUGGUCCCACAGAGCUGCUGAGCAUCUAAAGGAGGACUGUUCACACGUUCAUCUCUGUGGAUUUCUGCUGUCCUGCUCUGCACACCGAGGCCUUUCUGAUCUGAGUACGCCCACUGCAGCCAUGACCCCUCCCACCUCUGAACGACCCUCGGGGACGCUCAUGCUGUUCGUUUACGCUGCUUUCACACUCAUAGUGAUGAUGUCACUUCCCGUGUCAGCACUGGAACCGGAGACGUGUUUCUCCAGGCAGCACCAGAGCGCCAUAGUUGACGUCAGGCUGGCGCUAAACAGACCGACAACAGCCAUGGAUGCCCGGGUGGUCCACUCUGAGCGGGAUUGCGUCCUCGCCUGCUGCUCAGAGGAAGUCAAACCAGGUGCUAAAUGCAACAUGGUGGUUUUCAACGGGAACAAACACGCUGGUGAUGAGAACUGCUUCCUGUUCCACUGUCAGAUGGAGCAGGACUGUCCUUUAACGAAGGCUCAGGAGGGCAUCAACACCUAUGACAUCUACAAAGGUUUACUUCAUCCAACCACUGUGAGACCUCCCCCCACUACCACCACCACAACCACCACCACACUGGCACCAACUACGCCAACAACUGCACAACCAACAACCCCAAAAAGUAUAACAACAACAAUGCCACCAACCACUAUCACAAUGACAACAACCACUACCACAACACAACCGACUACCACUACCUUACCAUCAACCACAACCUCAACCCCUACCUCCACCUCCACCCCCACCCCAACACCUCCACCCAUCAUCAUAAUUGCCACAAUGGCAGCAGUGACCUCAUCACCCACCACUGCAAAAGCAUCACCUCUUUCCACCACCUCCACGAAAAAGCCUAACAAAACCACCAAAAAGCAAACUAAAACCUCCAGGAAAGGAAAAAUUCAUCCUAUCAGCAUCACCACCACCCAGCCAACUCAUACUUCCACCCCCACCACAACCCCAAGCACCACCCCAAGCACCACUCCAACCACCUCAUUUCCUGUUGUAACAAUGAACAAGGAGGCCAAAUACAGAACUACUGAAAAACUUCAGCCAAACACUGAAACCACCACGACCACGACUACAACACUUCCAACCACCACAACACCUCCAACCACCACACUUUCAACUACCACAACAACCACAACCACGCCUCCAACCACCACCACUACUAUUCCGUCAACUACCACCACAAACCCCCCUCCUCCCCCUUCAACAACCACUCCCACCCCUACCACAACAACAACUACAACUACCACCACCACCACUGAGGCCCCCAUCACCAGGACAACGCCCGCGGCGACUCUUUUAAUUGUCCCCAAAGGUGCUGUUCAGUCUGACCACAUCCUCCAGAAUUCAAGUGCUGCCAGAGGCAAAGGGAUAGCAGCACAUGGAGCAAUGAAAAGCGGCAUGGUGGCAUUUGUGGUGCUGGUGCUUGCCAUCCUCACAAUGGCCCUCGCCAUUGGAGGCCGAAAAGCAAUGGAGUCCUUCGACAGACGCCACUACACGAGACUGGAACUCAAUGAUCUGCACUACGAGGUGUGACAAGGAAAGCGUUUCAAGGACGGAAGCCCAGAGGGGCAGUGAGAUUUAUUGAAUUUAUUCAAUUAGUUUAAUAGCACAAAGUUACAUAAUAAUGGAGCACCUACAUCACCUCCUGAAAGGUUUGUCAUACUGUGGAGAACACUGGAUUGUGAUUGGCCGGAGAGUACACAUAAUAUUUAGUUUCUUUGCAUUUAAAAUAGCUGUCACUUUUUGAUCUUCUAAAGAAUAGGGCACUGCUUUGCUAGCAACAUUUUUUUCUGUUGUUUUUAACACCCAAACCACCAAUGUUAUGUAAAAGAUAGACACAGAUACUGAUAUUACCUGUUGGUUUGUGACCAUUGCCAUGUUGCUAUUUUAAAACUGGAGGCAAGCUGAAAGAGAAACCAAGGGGUGCUGUGUGUUCAUACUUUAGUAACUUUUUUUCUGAGUAGAGAAAUUAUGGCCUCCAUGCUGUUUCAGCUAGCACUAUCAAAAACUCAUGAGUGCCAUUUCAAUUAACAUCUGAAAACAAAAUUUCCUGCAUAUGUUUGGGUUUUGAAAGAGAUCACCGCCUUUGUUAUUUUAAAAAAUUGGUCAUAAGACCAAUUUUGAGGAAAGAAAAACCCUGUAAAAGCUAAGCUAAGCUGGCUUAGCUAGCUGAACUUUAUGUUUAUAACAAUAGUGAACAAACUUCGCCCAUUCCAGAUUUUCUAACAAAGAAGUCUUUCAACAAAAUCACCAGUCACAUGAUUUUUAAAGUCUUCACUGUUGAUUAUUUCAGCUUUAUUCACCUUAAGUGACCAUGUCCAUCUUUUAUAUACAGUCUGUAGGUAAAGUACAAAGAUGACAACCUCAUUCCAUUUCAGACUCCGCCUCCUUAAACUCAUCACAGACCAAUCAUGGACUUCAUACCUUAAUUUUUCUGUUAUUGGUUUUAACAAAAGAAAAAAUGGUAGACUUAUAUUGAAAAGUUCUCACAAUGAAGACAAAAUAUCUCUUAAUUUAAAAACUAUUCUUAGAAUUUAUUUGAGGUGUUUUUGUUGUGUGAAAAAAAAAUCAAACUUUGAGAUAUUUUUUGGGCUUUUAUUUUUUUUAGAUUAUUUGACUUCUCAUGAGACAAAUUCCUCAGUUGUUACUCGAUCUUUUUAAGUCUUAUUAAGUGAUAGUGCAACUUUGAAGCAGCCUUCAGACUUUAGGCGGUAACACUGCCCUUCUGUGGCCUCUCAGAUCACAUGAUGAGCUCAGAGUUCUGCUGGGAAGCUCAUUGGUCCAAAACUUCAGCUGACGAUGGAACAAAGAACAAACAGCAAUAUUUUUACUCGUAGAAACUCAGGAAGCUUCUGAAGUGGACUGGCGAGAAGAAACUCUAUACAAGCGGACUCUGAUUCAGAUUCUGGCCUUCGUCUGAUUCGCCGCGGGGUCGCGGGGCCCUUUGUGUAUACACCUGCAUGUCUUCUUCCUCCCACACGCUUCAGCCAUACGAGCCUGUGAUUGCUUCUUAAAUCACCUGACCGGUGUAGAUGUCAGACUCACUCUCUCACUGUGGUGUUUUUGUAUUUUGUAUUUCACAUGUGGAUAAAUAUUCAAACGAUGGAUGCAAUCCUUUGAAAAUCGAUGCACUAUUGUAUCCUGUGGUUUUUUUUUAAUGAUUAUGAUCUGCUGAUUUUUUUUCAUAAGUAAGAGGACACUUGCUGCGCACUAUUUUCCUAUAAUGACGUUUGUAUUGUACUGGAUGUGCAGAAAUGAGACUGCUAUAGCGUCACUUCACCACCAGGUGGCAGCAGCAGCAGUCCGAUAAACUCAAGCUGCACCAAUAAGGCGUUUUCACUGAUACUGCUCUGAUUUUUACUUUGAUUGUCUAAUUAAUAAUUACAUGGAUGGUAAUAGUUUGGUCUUGUUUUGUGAAGUGAUGCUUUUGCAUAAGUUUGAACUUUGAUGUUUCGUUCUUGUAAGGAUUAAAAAACUGUUGAUUUUUGAAAA